Molecule: messenger RNA, 1817 nt
Organism: Numida meleagris (helmeted guineafowl)
Lineage: Eukaryota; Metazoa; Chordata; Aves; Galliformes; Numididae
Gene: RMP24
Product: chromosome 2 C18orf21 homolog
Exons: 5
Coding region: 80-739 (219 amino acids)
Source: RefSeq, a predicted model, not a curated record
GGUACCCGCCAGGCUCGCCGGAGCGCUGCACACCGCGCCGCCGGAGCUGCCUAGCACCGGCUUCCGGCAGCUGGGCGGCAUGGGGCCACGCUUCUUGGAGGCGGCCGCGAGGGAGCUGGCGGGCAUCUGCCCGGGCCAGGCGCGGUUCCUGCUGUGGACGCUGAGCAGCUGCCGAGAUGAAGAAUUCAGAAAAGAGAGGAUAUGUCCUUACUGCUUCCAGUUCUUGGUUCCUGACAGCUACCGGGUGCGGCUCAAGCCAAAGAUGAAAGUGACCCCACAGAUAGAGAAAAUUCUUAAACGAGAGGCAAAGAACUACAAACUCAAUAUGAAACAGAUAAAGCUUUUGAAAAAGUACAGGGACUCCAAAAGCGUUCUGCUUGUUACUUGUACCUCAUGCAACAAAACAACAAGACAUUACGGUAAAAGCAGGGAUUUUCUGGCUACCAAGACCCACAAUUCGGGCACUCCCACUAUUAAAUCUAGCCUGAAGACACCAGAUGUAAAAAUCCAGUCUGCAAACAAAGUGACACCUGCAAGCUGCAGUAGGUUGGGAUCCAAAGGGAACACUCCCUCAUCACUUCCCAGAACACGCGUAUCUGGACAGGCGACAACCAGUUCCAUUUCCAAGACUCCCCGAAGCUCCAAAUUUCACUUUACUAAGCUAAAACGGAUGCUUAACCUAGAAGAAAAAGAGAAAAGCCAGAAGGUGGAUUUGAAAACCUUCCUGACUUUACUUUAGUUAGUCAUUAUCUCAGAGUAAUAAUGAUUACAGCAAUAAGUACCGUUCCAAUUUUAAUAAACGACUGGUGAUUUUCUUAUGAAUGUUCUCUGUGAUUUGGACUGUUACCCCUGGGGGGUAACACAGAGCCUGCUAAAACUGCACAGUGCUGCAGCUUGCUCUUGGUACCUACUCCCAGCUCCACACUAAACUGUUACUGCUGUGAGAGUAGCAUGCUCAUAAGAAUGCAGGAUGUUUCCUUUCUAACUGCUCUAGUGCUACCAAAAUGGGUCGCUUUUGUCUCUUCUAAAAAGAGCUAAGGAGAGACUGUCUUUCAGUUUUGUCAGGCAGCAGGCUUCACAAUUACUUGCUUCCUGAACUUUGGUCUGGAAAACUAGGUUUGCCCUGCACAGCAGUCAGCUCCUUGUACUGAACAUUAUGAUGCGAGUAGAAGAUUGUCAAGGUUAAAGCGGUCUCCACUGUUUAAUUUUACGUGUUCAGUUCUGUAUAGAGGGGAGAAAGGACAAUAGAAUGUCACUAUUCAGGAGUGAUUUUAUGGCCUUAUAGCUGUGCUUAUGGCUUCCCCUCUGAAAAAAAAAGGCUCAACUAGUUAAGAACAUUUCAGUUCUUGGUUUUAAAGAUCUGUGGAUUUUUUAAAUAAUUUUCAAUAAUUGUUUCCUUUAAGUAUUUAGGAUUCAGGGCAUGCUAUUUAAGAAACAGGACCAGCAAGUAUAUUUGCAGACUUAAAAGCAGUUCCUGGCAGGGGAGAAUAGCGCGUUGCAAACUCUACUGACAGUCUCAAAGAUCACCAUGUAACCUUUUUUGUGUUUCCUACGCUCUUACACAGUAGUUUUGAAACGUUCACUCCAGUGGGUUUCUUACUUGUAGGAUUAAAGUAACUCAAUUCUUGGAUCAAAAUAUGGACUAGUUAGCACCUUUUGCAGCGAAGUGCUUUGCAUUAAUCCAUCCAUUGCUGCUAUGUUUACAAUCCGGUCCUGUGUAAAAACACUUCCAUCUUGUUGAUGGAGAAUUUGUAUUACAAAAAAAAAAGUGUUUGUAAGACAGAUCUUACAAAUAAAUUUUUAAGUUGUGCACGUUA